Molecule: messenger RNA, 3617 nt
Organism: Gorilla gorilla gorilla (western lowland gorilla)
Lineage: Eukaryota; Metazoa; Chordata; Mammalia; Primates; Hominidae
Gene: PCBP2
Product: poly(rC) binding protein 2
Exons: 15
Coding region: 499-1896 (465 amino acids)
Molecular function (GO): RNA binding
Source: RefSeq, a predicted model, not a curated record
AGCCGCUCUAGGCUUUUGGGAGGCCGUCUGCAUUGCGUGGGGAAGGCUUGGACGACGCAAUCGCCUCGCCGGCCCCCGGGGUGGUUAGCGCUUCCGGGGUCGAAGGGUGCGCGGGGUUGAAAGCAGGCCGCUCCGCCCCGUCCCCCUCCCAGACCAGCAGAGGCAGCAGCCGGAGCAGCCGCAGCCUGCGCCCUCUCCCGCCCGCCCGCCCUCCGCCCGCCCGCCCGCCCUCCGCCGCCCUCCACCCGCCCCGGGGUCUCUUUCCCCCUUCCUCCUCCUCCUCCUCCACCCCCCCCUUCCUCCUCCGCCCGCCCGCGGGGCCCCCCUCGCCUUCCCGCCCGCCCCUAUUGUUCCGCCCCCGGCCUCCCGCCCUUCCCCUUCCCGCCCGCUCCCCUUUUCCCCUCAGUCGCCUCGCGCCUGCAGUUUUUGGCUUUCACCCCCCACCAGUGACCAAAGACUUGACCACUCAAAGUCCAGCUCCCCAGAACACUGCUCGACAUGGACACCGGUGUGAUUGAAGGUGGAUUAAAUGUCACUCUCACCAUCCGGCUACUUAUGCAUGGAAAGGAAGUUGGCAGUAUCAUCGGAAAGAAAGGAGAAUCAGUUAAGAAGAUGCGCGAGGAGAGUGGUGCACGUAUCAACAUCUCAGAAGGGAAUUGUCCUGAGAGAAUUAUCACUUUGGCUGGACCCACUAAUGCCAUCUUCAAAGCCUUUGCUAUGAUCAUUGACAAACUGGAAGAGGACAUAAGCAGCUCUAUGACCAAUAGCACAGCUGCCAGUAGACCCCCGGUCACCCUGAGGCUGGUGGUCCCUGCUAGUCAGUGUGGCUCUCUCAUUGGAAAAGGUGGAUGCAAGAUCAAGGAAAUACGAGAGAGUACAGGGGCUCAGGUCCAGGUGGCAGGGGAUAUGCUACCCAACUCAACUGAGCGGGCCAUCACUAUUGCUGGCAUUCCACAAUCCAUCAUUGAGUGUGUCAAACAGAUCUGCGUGGUCAUGUUGGAGUCCCCCCCGAAGGGCGUGACCAUCCCGUACCGGCCCAAGCCGUCCAGCUCUCCGGUCAUCUUUGCAGGUGGUCAGGACAGGUACAGCACAGGCAGCGACAGUGCGAGCUUUCCCCACACCACCCCGUCCAUGUGCCUCAACCCUGACCUGGAGGGACCACCUCUAGAGGCCUAUACCAUUCAAGGACAGUAUGCCAUUCCACAGCCAGAUUUGACCAAGCUGCACCAGUUGGCAAUGCAACAGUCUCAUUUUCCCAUGACGCAUGGCAACACCGGAUUCAGUGGCAUUGAAUCCAGCUCUCCAGAGGUGAAAGGCUAUUGGGGUUUGGAUGCAUCUGCUCAGACUACUUCUCAUGAACUCACCAUUCCAAACGAUUUGAUUGGCUGCAUAAUCGGGCGUCAAGGCGCCAAAAUCAAUGAGAUCCGUCAGAUGUCUGGGGCGCAGAUCAAAAUUGCGAACCCAGUGGAAGGAUCUACUGAUAGGCAGGUUACCAUCACUGGAUCUGCUGCCAGCAUUAGCCUGGCUCAAUAUCUAAUCAAUGUCAGUUUAGAAAACGCUAAACCCUCCUCCCAGGCAGCCUCCGUCACGAUCCCUGAUCACCUCAGCAUCAACCUCUCUCAACCCUCCACCCCUUCUUCUUCUUCCUCCUCCACCACCACCCCCUCGCUCGCCACAGCGGGGACCUCCGACGCACCCUCCAGCCUCCCCAACCCUCUUCCGACCGCCCCUUGUGUCUCCAGUCUGCUUGGCAUGAAACCCAUCCCUCUCCUGGCUCUAAAUGUUGUGUCUGCUGCUAAGGGUACCGGGGCUUCAGCUACCACCACCACCACCUCUGCCGUGCCAUGUGUAACUAACAAACUGAAAGGCGAGAAACAGAGAUUCUCUCCCUACUGAUUGCAUAUCUUGAGGCACCUCCUCCAGUAUUAUUUUGUUCAUUUUGUUUUCCUUUGUUAACAUUGGUGAGAAUGAAACUAUUGUGAGCUUGUUACCGUUUCCUUUUUACUACUUUGGGGGAUAACUGGGUGGGGGUGGGGGAGUGGUAACCCUUGUUUAGGUUUAGGCCAUUUCAGCUGAGUGCCUGUUUCAGGGUCUGACUUGAAUUCUUUAUCUAGAGCCACAGUUUUCUCUUCUUUCUUGUUUGUUACUUUUCUUUGUAGCUUUAUUCUGCCUUGCAAUAUAACAAUGUGUUAGGCUCUGUGUUAAUGAAUAAAAGCUGCUUCGUUAACUUUUUUUUUUUUUUUUAAGAAUUAUUUAAUGGUUAAGCUAUCAGCAGGCCUUCUUGGCCAUAUUUGUGUUUCUAGCUGUAAUAAAGUUGGCGCAGUAAGAACCAUAGUACACUGUGUGCUGUGAAGGGUAAAGGGUUGGGGGCUUGUGACUUGUGGCUAUUCAGCUAGGAAGCCUGUAUAACUGACAUGGGCUUUUUGAAUCCCAAGUGAAUUUUAUAGUCGUUUGUCAAUAUUUCCACAAAGAGAUACGAGUCUGUGGCAGUUUAGAUCCUGAGGGUCCUCUGUAAUUGGCAACAAGCUUCACUAGUGAGGAAGUUUAUCUGACUUCUCAGAUGGCCUUACCUUGCCAGCAGCAGCUAACAAGGUGUUCAUCCCAGGAUUCCUCUGGUGAAUGGUUACCGUGAGGAUCUCUUCCAAGUCAUACAUUCAAAGAACUUACUUCUUUACCCAGAAUGAAGGGGAGGGGCAAAGUGGGAUAAGUCUAAUAAAAUUAGGCAGCUUCUGUCUGCAUUCCUCUGAAUUAGCAUUAUGCCUCUUUCUGUGACAUUAGGUAUAUCUCAGCCAACCCGUGACAUUAUCCACAACUUGACAUGAUGCCAUCCACUCGUCCUAAACCAACUCUGUCAACCAAGUUUCUUUACCCUUUUUUCUAUUCCUUGCCGUAUCCUUUCUGCUCCCCACCAGCACUAUCAUGAGUAGGAAGUGACAUGCUUAGAUUUGGAAGGAACCUUAAGGAUCUACUAAUCUGUAACACAUUGAUCACCUCAUUUUACAGAUUAAAAAAUAGAGGCCCUAAGAUAAUUUAAAUUCAUAGGUUAUGAGUGACUAGCCAGGACUAACAACUUAAGCUUUACUUUUACUCAAUCAUACUAACCUCCCUGAAAUCUUGUUCAUUUUCUUAUACUAAGAUGGGCACAGGCCUCUCAUAAAACAGUAGAAAUGUUCUUAGUAUGGUGGUAUAAGGCCUCUGAUAGCCUUCCAUUCAACGAGAGUACACGUUGCCACAGUGCUGAAAGUGUAAUGCUCUUCCCAGGGCAUUAGAGAACUCAGUGUAGAGAUACUUUCCCUGAUGACCUUUUCCCAGCAUCACCAUUGGCUGACAAAAAAAAAAGCUGUUAGUAUUCCAAUAUAUUAUCUCAUUCUUUGAUGUUAUUUUGGCCCCUCCAUCCCAGAUUGGGCCUGUGAAGAAGUGUUACACGUCUCAAGUAUGCAUAAAGGAUUAGAUGGCCAAACCUGUCCAGUUAGGAGUUUUAUUUAGUUGCUCCUUUAUCAUGUGGUCCAGCUCUCUCCCCUUGGUAAGCUCGCUCCUCCUGUAGUUAGGACUUAAUCAUGCUGAUACUAUCUCCCCCCAGGGAUGUGGUUUUAUCUAGUUCUUGAUUGGAAGGCCUC